CGACAUCGCUCGCAUUGCUACUCGAUAAUUUUUGCAGCUAUGUCACGGGGCUGACGAAGUAGACGUUACAACAACUACUCAUCCCCAAGAGGCUUGCAGAUUGCAGUUGAUUUACCAAAAAGGAGGUGCUUACAAAAGCACAAACGAUCAAUGGCAGAUACAGAUAACUUGUCUCAUAAGAAACGGGGUCCAGAAGAAGGGGAUUCCUGCCCCGCGAAGCAGCCUCGACUUAGCGCCGAUGCAAACGCUAGUGGGGGUUCUCCGGUGGGAACAAGCAAGGCGGAUGCCCAUCGGAGCCCUGAUGGCCCAGGUUCCAGUAGCAGCGGCGUUGCGCUGUUCACACCGCUAACAGCGGCCUACAGCGAAGACAAGGGGUGCAGGAGCACUAUGGAGGACGUGUGUGUGCUGCAGCUGGACGCGCGACGGGAACCAUCGGCGGCAUGCAGGUUGGCGCACUUUGGUAUCUUCGACGGUCACGGCGGCCUGUCGUGCGCCUCCUUCGCGGCGCAGCACCUGCAUGCCCGGGUGCUGGAGGCGGGGCUGCUGCGCAAGGGUCUGCAGGGCGGCAAGGCGGAUGCCAAGGCAUGCAAGGCGAGCAUCGCGGAGGGAUUCAAGACCACCGACGAAGCCUUGCUCAAGGAGUGCGCGUCUAAGAACUGGCAGGACGGCGCUUGCGCGGUGGCGGUGUGGGUGCUGCAGGACCUGGUGUGCGUGGCCAAUGUGGGGGACGCCAAGUGUGUGCUGGCGCGCAUGCCUGAUAAGCCAUCGAGCAGCAACCCCGUCGCGAGCAGUGCCGCCCAACCUCAGCCUCCGCAGACCUCCCCCGCCGCUGCUGCUGCUGGCGCCUCCGUCCCCGCCCCCGCCUCCAAGCCCAAGGCUAUCGUGUUGACCAAGGAGCACACGGCGCUUCUGGAGCGGCAGCGGAUUGAGAAGGCAGGCGGCUCUGUGGUGAAUGGCCGGCUGGCGGGCCGCAUUCAAAUCGCCCGGUCGUUCGGAGAUGCCGCGUUUAAAAAGCUCGGGUGCUCCUCCACUCCGGACGUGACGGCCUUUCCGCUCACUCGCCGGGACUCCUUCUUGUUGCUGGGCUGCGACGGCUUCUGGGGGGUGUUCGGCGCUCAGGAGGCUGUUGACACGGCUGCUGCGCUGCUGGGUGAGGGACAGGCCGUCAAGGCCGUCACCAACCGACUUCUCAACAUCGCGGUGCGGGAGAAGCGCUGCAAGGACAACUGCAGCGUGCUGCUGGUGCGGUUCGGAGGCAGCGAGGGAGCGGGAGGGGCAGCGGGAGGGGCAGGUGCAGGGGCAGGCAGCUGAGGAAGGGGAAGGGGAGAUGGGGAGGAGUUGGAUGGCUGUGUGCAGCGCUGGGGCGGUUUCGGCAGCGUUUCGGUAUCGUUUCCCAGCGCGGCUAGAAGCAGCAUGCUGUUGAUGUUUCGGGCUGAAGUGGGCUGUGGUAGGAGAGGAGAGCAGCGUAGACGGCUCGUGGAGGCAGGUAGGGAGAUGAGAGUGUGGAGCGCUGUAAGAACCGGGUACCCAACACCAGAGCGAGUGAACGAGAGGGAGGAAGUAAGAGACCAAAUAGAAAGGAGGAAAGGUUACAUAGGCGACAGGCGACUGGAUUUUCUAUCCACCGGAUAGGCGAGCAGCUGGCCGUAGCAGACCGAAUAUAGCGAGAUGGCACGUAUGCAACCACAGGAAACAAAGUUCAUCUGAAGGUCAAGAAUAGCACGAAAUGGUGCACAGACGUUUGGUGUGGGCAGUGUGCGGUGAUAGUUGCCCCGUCAGACCGGAUCGCCACAACAGCGGCUGUAACCCCUCGCUCGCUUUGACAACGGCAAUCUAGUAUGUGUCCGGUACAUGAUUUGUAGUCCGGUACAUGAUUUGGGAGGCGUUGGAGCCACAGAAUGAAGCGGUGGAACGUCACCGCCUGUAACCAGUUGUAACCCAACAGCCAA
Molecule: messenger RNA, 1949 nt
Organism: Astrephomene gubernaculifera
Lineage: Eukaryota; Viridiplantae; Chlorophyta; Chlorophyceae; Chlamydomonadales; Astrephomenaceae
Source: the annotation of a GenBank genome assembly